AUGGCAACAUUCGCCCCUUCACAACAAGAUUUACAAACGUUUUUCAACGGAGAGACUCAGAUUUUCGAAAACGCGGAAGACGCCCAGAAGUAUGUGCAGAACCAUUUUUCUUUGACCCCGUUUUCUGUCGAAAUACUAGACAAGAUUGUUGAGUAUGCAUACUACUUGGAUAAUCCAGAGAAAAAACAUGCCAACAGGAAUGCAAACUUGAAGAAUUUGAUGUUGGUUAACAGCACGUUUUACUCACUCUGCAUGCCAUACACUUACAGGUAUGGAUCGUUUGUGCGGUCUAACAUGUUCUACAGCUUUCUUUUGACACUUAUGAAAAAACCCGCCCUUGGAAAGUUUGUUGAGGGACUUGACUUUCAAGAGUUUACAGCAGUGGGACUUGGCCGUUCGGGAAGAACGCUAUCGCAGAUCCAGAACCUAACAGAGCGCACUAUAUUGAAAUGUCUUGAGCUGACUCCAAAUUUGAAGCAGUUCCUCUCAAGUGAGAGUAUUGAAGGUGAUAUCAGCCCUCAAAUUGUCCACUGCUUGUUCAAUAGCCUUCCAAAAUUGGAAAGCAUCGAUUUUUGCGGUUCGAGUGGAUUCAACUUCGUUCACAGCUUUGAUAAUCUCUCCGUUCUAAACAUGAACUAUCAGAUUAAGAGACUCUCGUUCCACGACUGCACAGAUUUCAAUGCAAAGGCACUCAGAGGCAUCUUGCCUCAGCUCCCAAACUUGGAACGUUUAGAUUUGACUCACACGCCGGUUGUUGCGAGCGAUUUGGCUGCCGGAUUGAACAAAAACUGCCGUUUGACACACAUUUCACUAAGUAAGUGCUCAAACAUAGGGGCUACGCACAGUUUCAUGAAUUUACUAAUAAACCACCCUUCGAUAAACAACAGAGAGUUGGUUUGGUUGAAUCUCCAGAACGAUUAUUCUGUGGCUCUUCUCAAAUCGGAGGCCAUCACAUACCUUUUAGAGCACUUGAAGUGCACAAAUUUGAGGUAUUUAAACUUAAACGGCUACAGCGAGAUCAACGAGAGCCACCUUGAGAUUAUCACGCGUAGAUUUUCGCAGCUUGAGAGCUUGUCGGUCUCUCAUCUUCAGAAAGAUUCUGAUUUCAGGAUAUUGGGCCGCCUAGAGAACUUGAAGUUUGUCGAUCUCGCUUCGAAUCUGGACACACGUCCAGCUGUUGUAGAAUUUCUUCGUGACUGCCCGAAAACUGUGGUUGCAAUCGAAAUUAGAGAUACAUUGGCAGAUCAGCUUCCAGAGAUUUUGAUUGUGAGAGAUCAGAUGUGGCGGGUUCACAACUCGAACGGACAAAGUAGGAGGGUUUGGAUCCACAGGGUGGAUUCACGAAACGAUGCCCAUUUGUACGACCUGUUCUAUGACAGUCGUAUUUUCUUCAACAUUGAAACAGGUGAACAGAACGAUGGUGAGUUUAAAAAGCCACUAUUCUUGAAGUAUGCCUCACACAAGGUGAACUGCUCUUCUCAGUUAACUGGUGAGGAGGAUGAGCGUGUGUUUCCAAAUAGCUUUUGUGAGCGGGGCUUGUAUAGAUAUUACGCUCUACACAGAUAA
Brettanomyces bruxellensis is the source of this 1566-nucleotide messenger RNA. RefSeq lists its product as uncharacterized. Bases 1 to 1566 code for a protein of 521 amino acids. Lineage: Eukaryota; Fungi; Ascomycota; Pichiomycetes; Pichiales; Pichiaceae. The record is from RefSeq and is a predicted model, not a curated record. The transcript has a single exon.